GGGACGAGAUGUAGUAGGAAACUUGGUUUCUAUGAAAUUUAGUAAUAUUUACAAAAUAACAUAAAGAAACUUCACAAUCCCUCUUAAGUUAAGAGUCUGCCCCAAGGAUUUUUAGAUUUAUUUCAGUUUAUUGAAGGGCAUCUACACUCACUAUUCUGACACUUUUGUAAAGAUGUGUGAGGCAGUUAGUUAGCAAGCUAGCUAGCUAAGGCGGCAGGAGGAGAACAAAAGAUUUUUUCAGUUUUGACCGGUUGCACUGACACCAAGUCCAUGCAGAACGUGUCAUCACCAACACAAUGCCCGUGUUACUUUUUCUGAUAGACACGUCCGCGUCAAUGAACCAGCGCACCCAUCUGGGCACUACCUAUCUGGACAUUGCAAAAGGCGCUGUUGAGACUUUCAUGAAGCUUAGAGGCAGAGAUCCGGCGAGCCGAGGGGACCGGUAUAUGUUGAUAAAUUUUGAGGACGUUCCCCUCGGAAUCAAGGCUGGAUGGAAAGAGAGCCAUGCCACAUUCAUGACGGAGUUGAGGAACCUUCAAGCAGCAGGACUCACAACUAUUGGCCAGUCUUUGAGGACCGCUUUUGAUUUGCUCAAUCUCAAUAGAUUAGUGUCUGGGAUAGACAACUAUGGACAGGGCAGGAAUCCCUUUUUCCUGGAGCCGUCCAUCAUAGUGGCCAUCACCGACGGCAACAAGCUGACCAGCAGUGGCGGAGUCCAGGAUGAGCUCCACCUUCCCCUGACCACUCCUCUGCCGGGCAGUGAGCUGACCAAGGAGCCGUUCCGCUGGGACCAGCGUCUGUUCUCCCUGGUGCUGAGGAUCCCUGGGCACGCCACUGUAGAGCCUGAACCACUGGGGGGGGUCCCCCCCGACGACUCGGCCAUCACCCCCAUGUGUGAGGUCACCGGAGGUCGCUCCUACAGUGUGUUCUCCCAGCGCAUGUUGAACCAGUGUCUGGAGUCUCUACUGCAGAAGAUCCAGAGUGGAGUGGUCAUCAACUUUGAGAAGACAGGCCCUGACCCCCCUCCUGGAGAGGAUGAGAUCCUGAAGCCCGGCCUCCAGUCCUGGCACUGCUGCCACAAGCUGAUCUACGUACGACCCAACCCCAAGACUGGUGUGCCCAUCGGACACUGGCCCAUUCCUGAAGCCUUCUGGCCCGACACUAACUCCCCCACACUGCCCCCCCGCUCAGCCCACCCCCACGUGCGUUUCUCCUGCCUGGAUGCAGAGCCCAUGGUGAUAGACAAGGUUCCCUUUGACAAGUACGAGCUGGAGCCUUCACCCCUCACACAAUACAUCCUGGAGAGGAAGUCCCCUCACACCUGCUGGCAGGUGUAUGUAAGUAACAGUGCCAAGUACAGUGAUCUGGGCCAGCCCUUUGGCUACCUGAAGGCCAGCACGGCUCUCAACUGUGUCAACCUGUUCGUCAUGCCCUACAACUACCCUGUUGUACUGCCUCUACUGGAUGACUUGAUCCGGGUGCACAAGUUCAAGCCCACCAUUAAAUGGCGUCAGUCCUUUGAGAACUACCUGAAGACCAUGCCUCCGUAUUACAUUGGGUCCCUCCGGAAGGCGCUAAGGAUCAUGGGAGCUCCCAACCUCCUGGCUGACAACAUGGAGUAUGGUCUGAGUUACAGUGUAGUGUCCUACCUCAAGAAGCUCAGCCAGCAGACCAAGAUCGAAUACGAGCGGCUGAUAGCGUCUGUAGCUAAGAAGGUGGUAGCGGAGGGUGGCAUCAAGGUGCGUGCCCGAGGUGGGGACAUCUCCCUGGCCCAGCGCAGAGACUUCACUCAGCUUCUGGCCAGCAUCACAGGAGAGACGCCCGCCCUUCCCCUGGAGCUCAACCCUAAAGAGUUCUCUGGCUUUCAGCUGGCGCCGCUCAACAAGAGUCUGAAACCUCAGGGUUUCAGGAACGCCUACGACAUACCCAGAAUGCAUCUGCUGGAUCAGCUGAGCCGCAUGAGGAGGAACCUGCUCAGCACCAGCUGUCUGCUCCGAGGACAGGACACAGACCAGCUCCACAGCGUGCCCAUCGCCCAGAUGGGCAACUACCAGGACUUCCUCAAGGCCCUUCCCCAACCCCUCAGAGACGCAGACCCUGAGCAACCCAAACGCCUGCACACCUUCGGAAACCCCUUCAAACUGGACAAGAAGGGGAUGAUGAUUGACGAGGCGGAUGAGUUUGUGACGGGUCCCCAGAACAAGGGCAAGCGCCCGGGGAGUGACACCAACAUGCACGGGGUCGGAGGCGGGGGCCCUAAGAGACGGAGGUGCAUGUCCCCCCUACUGCGCCCCGGCAGGACCUAUACACCCCCUGUCAGCCCUGCAGCCAGCCCCUCCAGAUCCCCCCUCACUGAGAGCGACCACACUGAGUCAGACUCAGAGGCUGUGUUUGGGAACCUCUACAGCCCUGAGGGGUGCGAGACCGGGACAGCAGCCCAACCAGGACCAGGAGAGAUCCUCUCUGGACCCCUUCUAGACGGCCCCGGACCAGGGAACCACAUGGAGGAUGAUGGUGAUGGGGACACUGAGGAGGAGAACGGGCUUCCCAGAGAGGUGGAGCUCUCCGAGGGCAGUGAGGACGGAGGAGAGACUGGGGGUGUGGAGGAGGAGCGUCUGCCCCGGUACCCCUCCCCCGGGGAACUGAAGAAGGUGAUGAACAGCGAGAGUCUGGAGGUCAACACCGAACUACGAGCCCUCAUCACCAAGGAGAUACGGAAACCAGGGAGACACUAUGAAAAAAUCUUCCAUUUCCUGAAGCAGAUCCAAGGAAGCUUUGACACACGGUUGAUAUUCCUCCAGAACAUUAUAAAAGAGGCUGCAAGGUUUAAGAAGCGGGUGCUGAUAGAACAGCUGGAGAACUUUCUAGAAGAGAUCCACAACAGGGCCAACAAUAUGAACCACCUGGACGGGUUCUAAUGGACACGUCUACCCCUUCACCCCCCGACCCUUCACCCCCCUCCACCCCCCUCAGCCCUCACACCUCCACCCCCCUCAGCC
Coregonus clupeaformis (lake whitefish) is the source of this 2999-nucleotide messenger RNA. RefSeq names its product integrator complex subunit 6 (gene ints6). The transcript has 18 exons. The record is from RefSeq and is a predicted model, not a curated record. Bases 297 to 2918 code for a protein of 873 amino acids. NCBI's taxonomy places the organism in Eukaryota, Metazoa, Chordata, Actinopteri, Salmoniformes, Salmonidae. Gene Ontology annotation, biological process: snRNA 3'-end processing. Gene Ontology annotation, cellular component: integrator complex.